This is a messenger RNA of Heterostelium album PN500, 1233 nucleotides long. RefSeq names its product serine/threonine-protein kinase. Lineage: Eukaryota; Evosea; Eumycetozoa; Acytosteliales; Acytosteliaceae. Gene Ontology annotation, cellular component: spindle midzone; chromosome passenger complex; spindle microtubule. The record is from RefSeq and is a predicted model, not a curated record. The transcript is spliced from 4 exons. Bases 1 to 1233 code for a protein of 410 amino acids. Gene Ontology annotation, molecular function: protein kinase activity; ATP binding. Gene Ontology annotation, biological process: regulation of cytokinesis; protein phosphorylation; mitotic spindle organization.
AUGCCAAAUACAGAGAGUUCGAUAUAUGAUGAUUACGAUAUAACAGAUAUUAUAGGAGAAGGUACAUUUUCCUCUGUUACUUUAGCGACACAUAGAAAAUCAGGUAAAAGAUAUGCUGUUAAGAUUAUAGAUAAAGAAUGUAUAAAUAAUUCUCAGCGAAGAGAAAUGGUAGAUUGGGAAAUAGCGAUUCUCUCGAAAUGUAGACAUCCAAAUAUUGUUGAAUUUUACGAGCAUUUUGAAUCGGAUCAAGACAUUUGUUUAGUACUUGAGUGGAUUCCAAAUGGAGAUUUAUUUGAUAGAAUAGUAAAGAAAGGAGUUUUCACAGAGGAGGAAUCAAGGCUGACAAUGAAAUCAUUGUUUUCCGCUGUUGAUUAUCUCCAUGAAAGAUCUCUGGUGCACCGAGAUCUUAAACCUGAAAAUAUUUUAUUUAACUCGGAGGAGGGCGAUGUCAAGUUGGCGGAUUUUGGACUGUCGAAAUACUACGAAGAGUCGGUCGGUAUGGAGUCGGCCUGUGGCACACCGGCGUACAGCGCGCCAGAGAUCAACAACAACAAGGUCUAUCGAAAGGGCGUCGACAUGUGGAGUUGCGGAUGCAUUCUCUAUUUUAUUUUGUUUGGCAAGCCGCCAUUCUAUCACAACGAUGAAUCAGAGAUCUACAAGCUGGUGUCCACCGGCAAGUGGUCGUUCCCAUCGAACCAGCACGAAUACUCUGACGAUGUGAAGGAUAUGAUCAGAGGACUGCUGGAACACGACCCAGCCAAGCGUCUCACUGCCAAAAAGGCAUUGUCACAUCGUUGGAUCACACAGGUACAGCAAGAUCCAUCGCCUUUGCUCUCAUCAGUACCAUCGCCACUACUUGUGCAAUCGCGCGAAAUCAACAACACCUCAAGCUUGGCCACAACACCCGACUUGCAACGAUCACUUACACUCUCUGGUAGCGGCAGUAGUAGUGGCAUCGGCAACAGCAACUACCUCACCAGCAGCAAUAGCGGCAUCGAAAACGCUCCACCACCCUCACCCAACAAACUGAGAGGAUCAAACAGUUCGUCAACACCAAUACCCAUCAAGAAACAUGGACUACUCCGAUCUUCACUAAACUCCUCUAUAGAAGCACACCGAUUUAAUGCACUGACACCACCAAGAGGCACAACGAAAAACUGUUUAUUUGGUAUUUUUGAAGAAAGCCAGCACCAACAACAACAACAACAAUUUUCAUCAGAUGAUGAAGAAUAA